AUGGCUACGGUACUCGCUCCUAUCGUUCAGACCUCCACUCCGAUUACGAUGCUGCACUCGUCCUCCGAUGCCUUCCAGACACCUUCGGCACAGGCCCACCACACACAGCAACGAUCGUCACAGAUGCCACGAAGCCAAUCGUACGCUCAGGCGGCGGGGGCUGGGUACCGGGGCACCUCUGCUCCGAUAGCACCAUAUGCCUUCUCAAGCACGCCGCAGCUACGACAAGACACACGGUCGACGUCGACACAGCAACAGCAGCCUCUGCCGCAGCAAGCGCAGGCUGCGAAUCCUGCCCGUCUGGGCCACCCCACGCACGCAUCCUCAUCUUCGGACUCGACUGUAUCCACAUCGGGCUCUUCGAGCCGCUCUGCGGCUCCGUCGUUCACUACCCGAGAGGAUGGCGAUUUCCGAAAAUCAGUCGCUGAUAACCUUCCCGCCUCCACAAAUCUCUUCACUUCUGUACCGGAUCUUUCAUUGUCCAUGCCAGAUGCUUCCGUCAAACCAUCACCUGGUCGGUAUCGACGGACUGCGAGCAGAACCGACUCUUCUGCCAGCGCCACGGUGACCACGCCAACCCAGCAGUCGCCCAACGCCACUGCGACUGUCCCUCCAUCAAACACGCGACCCAACCAUGGUCUGCAGUUGAACACCACCGAUCUCAUCCCACCGGCAAGACCGGGCCACAAUCGCGCCAGCAGCGUGGAUGAUAUGCAGAUGCAAAGAGGGGCCACCAGCGAGCAGGCGAAGCGUUAUAGGAGACGCAGCCUGAGCAGCAUCGAGGCCAUGGCUUCCACUGCGGCACCACUUUCUGCUGUCACAGCUGCCUCAACUGUCGCGCGGCCGACUUUGGACGCACGGCCUGCAUCCAGCUCAAAUCGUCGACCAGGCUCGAGUCAGAGCCACGAGAGACAGGGUAGCUCGGGUAGCACGACAUCUUCCCAUGCGUCGAACAGGCCAUCUUCACGUCAUGAAACUACCCCGUCGCGCGCCCCUCCAGCAACAGCUUCCGCGCCUGCUGCCAAAGCGCCAGAGCCGAACCGACGCAUUGCGCCCUCACCGUUGUCCCAGCCCAUCUCCCCUUCCGAACCCACAAACCCUACCCCUCAGAUGUCGUCUGCAAGCCCAGCAGUCAAGCAACUCACAGCUUUGAAUGACAAAGACGGAACCAAAGGAAUGAAGUCUCGCUUGCGCCGAGCCUUUUCGUUCGGCAGCGCUGCUGAGCUUCGUCGGGCGUCCGCCGAGAACAAUCUGAACGCUGGAAGGGCCAAGUUGCAAAAAGAUCGGUAUCAAAGUGAAGAGGAUGCAGAACAAGCAGCCAUUGUAGCAAAGCAAGAGGCAGCCGGAAUUGGCGCAGGUAUCUACAACGGACAGGGUGGAUUCACAAGUUCUACCGAUAACAUCUCGAUAUCCUCCACAGCUUCGUCCGCUUCCAUUAUGCUGAGGAAGAUGGGUCACGGCAUGAAGAAGGGCACCCGAUCGAUCAAGGGCCUCUUCAGACCCAAAUCUGUCAUUGGAGUUCCCGCAGCUGACGGCCCCAUAAUGCAGCCACAGGUUUCGCGCGUCACUGUUGAGGCUGAGCGCCAGAAGGUCAACGUGAAUGCGAACCCCCACGAGAUUGGUGGCGGAACAGGGUAUCCUCGCCUGGAGCGCAACUCUAUCGAUGCAGGUCGUAGUACCGAUACUAGCAGCUUGGUUGCUCCGUCGAGUGAUUCCCUAUCUCGUAAGAGCAUCAUCGGUGGAGACCGCGAGCGUGCUGAGGUGCUCUCCUCGAUGAAAAAGGGGAUUUUGAAGAGGACAGACACAAAUUCCGAGACUUCAUCACCGAUCGUUCGACCUGUAGAUGCUCGCAACGAGUCCCCCAAAUCGAGCGCCCCCAGCACACCUGUGAACGAGCGAAACGACUACUUCACUCGCCCACCGCGUCUGGCCAACCCCAGCACACGGAGCCUGCCCAACACGCCCAACGGCUCGCGCGGUAACAUCUCGUUCAGCCCUCGUCUUCAGUUCUACGACGCAUGGUCCGCUUCUGACUACGACCGCCGUGGAGACAUUGCUACCUGCAACAGGCUCACACCCAUGCUUGCCCAGCAGAUCAAGGAGGAGCUGAAUUCCUUCAAGAUGGAGAUGGAGGUCCAUGAGCUCUCCAAACCACACACCCAUUUUUUCUAA
Messenger RNA from Paraphaeosphaeria sporulosa, 2172 nucleotides. RefSeq lists its product as uncharacterized. Lineage: Eukaryota; Fungi; Ascomycota; Dothideomycetes; Pleosporales; Didymosphaeriaceae. The record is from RefSeq and is a predicted model, not a curated record. Gene Ontology annotation, biological process: actin cytoskeleton organization. The transcript has 4 exons. Bases 1 to 2172 code for a protein of 723 amino acids. Gene Ontology annotation, molecular function: actin binding.